AUGCUCGUCUCUUCCACAUGCCCGCCUGAUUCAAUCACACUUCGCUCCGUCCUUCGAGCUUGUUCGCAGUGCCAUUACCCGGAAUUGACAACGCAGCUUCAUUGUUAUAUGGUUAAGGUUCGAUCGGGAUUUAGUCCUGAUCAGGUGAUUGUGCUGAACACUUGCUUGCUUAAUGGGUAUAUGGAAUUGGGUCGUUUCGAUAUUGCACGCGAGGUGUUUGAUAGAAUUCCUGAGAGAGAUGUUGUUGCUUGGACUUCAAUGUUGAGAGGGUAUGUGGAGGGUGGAGACAAUGAAGAGGCGAUGGAAGUUUUUGAGGAUAUGGUUGGAUGUGGGGAUUUAGUGAUGAAUGAAUAUGUGUAUUCGUGUGCUUUACGUGCAUGUGCACGGAUGUGUUGUUUUUUCGGAGGGAAGCAGAUGCAUGGCCGUGUUGUUAAGUCGAUGAUGGAUUCAGAUGUGUUUGUUGGGACUGGAUUGGUUGAUUUGUAUGCGAAGUGUGAUGAUAUGGAGAGCGCGAUGAAGGCUUUUUUGGGGAUUACUGACCCCAAUGUAGUGUCUUAUAAUGCUCUCUUGGCUGGCAAUUUAAAAGGGAACAAAGUUCUUCCGUUACUCACUGAGAUGAGAUUGUUGAAAGUGAACCCAGAUCAGGUAACAUUUGCUUGUGCUCUUCGAGCGUGCAAAGAUGAUAUUAGUGUUUGUUCGUUAAAGCAAUUGCAUGGUUUGAUCAUGAAAACAAUGGAGGUCGAGUUAGAUAUGUUUCUGAGCUGUGCACUUUUUGAAGCUUAUAUUAACAUGGGAUGCAUUGUGGAAGCUCAAAAAGUUUUUGGUAGGAUGGAGGAGAAGGAUGAUGCAGCUUUUAAUUUAGCAAUUCAAGGAUACCUUCGGAAUGGCCUUGAAGCGAAAGCUUUUGAGUGCUUCACUGAGGCUCUGAAGAUGAGGAAGAAUGUGAGGGAGGUGAAUGCAACAUCUCUCUUGAUGAAUGGCAGGGGACUUGAUCAAGGGAAGCAGUUGCAUGCUUUUGUUGUCAAAUUUGGAUCAUGUGAUACUUCUAUCGUUGGGUCUUUGGUAAAAAUGUACGCCAACCACCACUGCAUUGCAGAAGCAAUUCAGCUAUUUGAUCAGAUUCCUUCACCCGAUAUUGUCUUGUGGACCGAUUUAAUUUCAAACUUCUCUCACUGUGGUGAGUAUCUGAGAGCACUAACAUUCUACGUCAAGAUGCUCACCGAUGGAGCUGCAGAACCACCAAACAAUUAUACAUUCUCAACAUUGCUGAGGUCAUGUGCACAUCUUGCAGCAGCAUUAGAAGGAAAACAAAUCCAUGGACAGAUCAUUAAGUCUAACUUAAGCAAUAUCGAGUUGGACCCUUUUGUUGCAAGUGCGUUAUUAUUUAUGUAUUCAAGAUGCGGAUACAUUGAAGAAUCAAGAAGGCUGUUUAAAGAUAUGCCAGAAAAAGAUUUGGCCUCGUGGAAUGCAAUGAUCACAAGUCUAGCACACCAUGGUCUUGGAGAAGAAGCUAUUGAAACAUUCAAAGAAUUGUUGAAUCAGAAAGAUAUCGAGCCUAAUGAUAUCACAUUUGUAGGGGUCCUCACUGCAUGCAGCCACGAGGGAAUGAUAGAUCUUGGAAUUCAGUAUUUUCAGGUUAUUAAGCAACCAACAAUUGAUCAUUAUGCUUGUGUGAUAAGCCUUUUUGCUCGGGCAGGACUAUUGAAAGAAGCAUUAGAUCUUGUAGAAGAAAUGCCUUUUGAGGCCAAUGAGAUUAUAUGGUCAUCUUUAUUGGCUGCUAGUAGUACAUAUGCGAAUGUUGAAUUGGGGGAAUAUUCUGCAAAAAAACUACUAGAAUUGGAUCCAAAGGAUCCUGGGACUUAUGUUACUCUUUCGAACAUAUAUGCUGCUGCUCGAAGAUGGGAAGAUAUGAGACGCAUAAGGAAAUUAAUGAAGUCUCAAGUCAAUAGGAAGCACUUAGCAGUUAGUUGGUUAAGAGUGAAUGGAAUAGAACACACAUUUACUGCUGCUUGA
Asparagus officinalis (garden asparagus) is the source of this 2013-nucleotide messenger RNA. Its product is annotated as pentatricopeptide repeat-containing protein At2g33680-like. NCBI's taxonomy places the organism in Eukaryota, Viridiplantae, Streptophyta, Magnoliopsida, Asparagales, Asparagaceae. Gene Ontology annotation, molecular function: protein binding; RNA binding. The transcript has a single exon. Gene Ontology annotation, biological process: RNA modification. The record is from RefSeq and is a predicted model, not a curated record. The coding region runs from base 1 to 2013 and encodes 670 amino acids.